AUGAUUAAUCGGUGCAUUUCAUGCGUCAGAAUCAGAGGUAAUACUCAGCAACAGCUGAUAAGUGACCUCUGUUCCAUUCGCAUUACUCAACCUGAACGAGCAUUCAUAAACACUUGGGUACACUAUGAUGGCCCCAUCAAUGUUUGCACCUCCAAAGGACGAGAUCACCAUUCCCACAAAGCCUGGAUUUGUAUUUUCGUCUGUUGUGCCUCCCGCUCAGUUCAUCUCGAGUUGGUUUCUGAUUACACUGCAGAAGCCUUCAUAGCUGCUUAUAUUCGCUUUAUUUCUCGUCAUAGUCUUUGUCGAACGUUGUCUACUGACAAGGGUACGAAUUUUGUGGGAGCAGAUCGUCAACUACAGGAAAUGUUGUCUGAGGCAUCAGCAGAGUUUACUUUGGUCGCUACAUACCUUGCUUCGCAUGGUACACAGUGGAAAUUUAACCCUCCUGAAGCACCUUACUUCGGAGGUUUAUGGGAAGCUGCAGUUAAGUCGACAAAAUUCCAUCUUCGUCGAGUCUUUGGAGACUCUACAUUGACGUUUGAAGAAAUGAUGACUCUUUAA
Belonocnema kinseyi is the source of this 561-nucleotide messenger RNA. RefSeq lists its product as uncharacterized. The record is from RefSeq and is a predicted model, not a curated record. The coding region runs from base 1 to 561 and encodes 186 amino acids. Gene Ontology annotation, molecular function: nucleic acid binding. NCBI's taxonomy places the organism in Eukaryota, Metazoa, Arthropoda, Insecta, Hymenoptera, Cynipidae. The transcript has a single exon. Gene Ontology annotation, biological process: DNA integration.